AUGGGCGGGCUAUGCUCCGCGGCAGUCUAUAGAAGCCCUCACCCUAGGCAGCUGUAUCAGAAACCGAAAAGCGGAUCGAAGGCGAAGUCCACUCGAUCGAGCCGAGCUGGGAUCCAGUUUCGUGUGGGACGCAUCCAUCGCAAACUCCGCAAGGGAAACUAUGCCGAUCGCAUCGGAGGUGGAGCUCCUGUCUACCUCGCAGCUGUUCUGGAAUACCUGGCAGCCGAGGUGCUCGAACUGGCCGGGAAUGCAGCGCGCGACUACAAGAAAACCCGCAUCAACCCUCGUCACCUCCAGCUCGCCAUUCGCAAUGACGAUGAGCUGAACAAGCUGCUGACUGGUGUCACCAUCGCUCAAGGAGGAGUCUUGCCAUUGAUCCACUCCGUCCUCCUACCGAAGAAGUCCGCUGUCGAGGAGAAGGCGUAA
Molecule: messenger RNA, 426 nt
Organism: Cylicocyclus nassatus
Lineage: Eukaryota; Metazoa; Nematoda; Chromadorea; Rhabditida; Strongylidae
Source: the annotation of a GenBank genome assembly